Molecule: messenger RNA, 7802 nt
Organism: Chrysemys picta bellii (western painted turtle)
Lineage: Eukaryota; Metazoa; Chordata; Testudines; Emydidae
Source: RefSeq, a predicted model, not a curated record
GGAGGCCGAGAGCCCGGGCGAGGACUACGAGAGCCUGCCCACCGGCGCCUCCCUCUCCACGCACAUGACGGCCGGGGCGGUGGCCGGCAUCCUGGAGCACACGGUCAUGUACCCUGUGGACUCGGUCAAGUUUCUCUCCUAAAGGUUUAUGAUGCCACAAGGAAACUGCAGGGCACUUCGUGGGAGUUUAUUGGUGUCUCAUUGCUGCUCCUGUGCCAGGUAAAGCCAAGUACCUGGGAAAGUGAAAGGAGGGGAGCCCAUUUCAGCAACAGGAUGUGAAGAAAUGAUAGAAGUGACGAUGCCAAGGACUUCCCUGCCAUCUAUUUCCUGGAACUUCCCAGCUGCUAUGAACUCUUGUUACAUCUCUGAUUGUAAUUUUCAUUGCUAAGGGUGUCAUUUUUAAUAGCUUAAUUCAAAGCUUCCUCUCGUAAAGGUUGUUUCAGGUAGCCAGGUGUUCUGUGCUGACUUCAGUAGCAACAGCUGUGCUACAGCAAACUGCAAAAAAUGAAAAGUGCUCUGUAGGAGCUGGGUGGUAAAAUAUUGCUUCCAUCUGUAGGUCUCAGAGCUUUUUACAAAGGAGGAGGACUGUAUCAUUACAAAGAGGGGAAGUAACUUGCCCAAGGACACCCAGCAGACUGGUGGCAGAGCCAGGAGUAAAAAUGGGUCUCUUGAGUCCUGGUUCAGUGCUCUAUCCACUAGACGACUGUCUCUAUUCUAUCGUGCCGCAUCUGACCCCACAGACCGGCCACACUUCUGUCCAGUGCUAUAUUUAGCAUCAAAUGGAAGGGUGAUUCUGUGGUUAAGGCAAUGUACUGGGACUUCGGAGACCGGAGUUUAAUCCCCGACUCUGCCACAAACUCCCUGUUUGCCCUUGGACAAGUCACUUUGCUGGUGUCUGUUUCCCAGUCUAUAAAGUGAGGAUGAUAAUCCUUCUCUUGUGUACUUUGAUCAUAAACUCUUUAAGGUAGGGAGUGUUAGGUGCCAUGUGUUUGUAUGUGGCCUAACACAAUGGAUUUUGGGUCUCAACUGGGGCCUCUAGGUAAUACUAUAUUACUAAUAAAGCACUUGGAAUCUGACUUUACAAGUGCAGUGGGUAAGCAUUAUCCCUUUCUCUCCGAUAAAGAAACUGACACAGAGUUUGAUUGGCUUGCCAAAGGCCUCAAAGCAAGUCUGUCAGAGCUAGCAUUAGAAAUCAGGAGUUUGUGUCUCAGUUCUGUGGUCUGAUACAGUUUGGGAAAGUUCAUGUUUUACAGGGUAAGCCAAAGCUUUCAUCUUCUUCUGAGAACCCCUUCCUUUAGUACUGAUUAUGUUGGGUGAUCUUCUUGUCCCCUGCAGUGACAUUGAAACUAGUAUAUUAAUACAGUUGCCUGUUAAAAGCAAGAGGUUUCCAAGUACAUAGUCAUUUUAUACCAAGGAAGUCGCAUGGCUGGAAUUCAUAGGUUACAUUAAGAGCAUUUGACACUUACGGCUACAGUCUGGCUGAGUGUAUAUUCCAUUUUUUGGACUGUUGAAAAACACUUCUAGUGAUUUUCUAUUGAUAAUAGAAAUGGUCAGUAUCACAGCAAUAAUCUUAGAGACGCAAAUGCUCCAGCAGAUCACUUGUAAUAAUAAAAUGUGUUGGUCGUGACGCUAAAUUUCCAUCUUCUAAAAAAAUUCACUUAACAUUACUUACAAGACUAAUGAAUUUCUGUUUAUACUUACGUAAUGCUAGUGGUGAAAUAUAGGGAUUAACUUUGUGCAACUUCCAGGAAAACAGUUUAUAAACUAGCUAACUAAAUGUCUGGAUGGUAUUUUUUUUGGAGUUCUGUUAUUAACUAUUAAGAGGUCCUUAAUCUGACAUGCAAUUUAUUGAAGUAAAUUAAGCUCUAAUUCUUCUGUGUCAAUAUUCUCUUUAGGUAGAAAAUUAAAUACUUGUUUGGAUUUUUAUUGCUCUAAAAAGUGUCUGUCAAUGUUCUUGGUGCCCUUGAAAAUCUUUUUAAAAAAUACACUAACAAAUAAACAGAAGCAUUACUUACCCCAGCUCCGGUCAAAUAACCCAGGGACAAGAUAGCGCAGAGCAACCACCCCACAGCAUCCCUCCACCACUGCUACCUAGUCCUGGCCAGCACCUCUCUCCUCCAUCUGCUAAAGUAAAUCUGAUUUCCCACAGAUCUCACAAUGACUUUAGAGUUUCUCAAACUUUUUGUCGUGUGAACCUCGCCUCUUCCCCCUGGUGCCUGAACAGUAUUCCAGUGGCAGACCCGAAUGCAGAGUUUGCAGCCAGAUCCCAAAGCCCAGUACAAGAGCGUGUAUCAGGCCCUGAAGAAGAUUAUUCACACUGAAGGCUUCUGGAGGCCUCUACGAGGAAUUAACGUCACCAUGCUGGGGGCUGGCCCUGCCCAUGCAAUGUAUUUUGCCUGCUAUGAAAAAAUGAAAAGGACUUUAAGUGACAUUAUUCACCAUGGAGGAAAUAGCCACGUGGCCAAUGGGAUAGCCGGGAGCAUGGCCACAUUGCUCCAUGAUGCAGUAAUGAAUCCGGCUGAAGUGGUGAAGCAGCGGAUGCAGAUGUACAACUCCCCCUACAAAACAGUCUUGGAGUGCAUACGAACAGUGCAUAGGACUGAAGGACUGGGUGCCUUCUACCGGAGUUAUACCACACAACUCACCAUGAACAUCCCCUUCCAAGCCAUUCACUUCAUCACGUAUGAGUUCAUGCAGGAGCAAAUCAACCCGCGCCGGGAAUACAACCCCCGCUCGCACAUCCUCUCUGGUGCCAUCGCGGGAGCCGUGGCUGCCGCAGCCACCACACCCCUUGACGUCUGCAAGACGUUGCUCAACACUCAGGAAAACAUGGCCUUGAGUUCGGUGAACAUCAGUGGGCACCUCUCAGGAAUGGCCAAUGCUUUCAGGACAGUUUAUCAGCUGGGCGGUAUCCCCGGGUAUUUCCGAGGGGUGCAGGCUCGUGUCAUUUACCAGAUGCCUUCAACUGCCAUCGCGUGGUCAGUGUAUGAAUUCUUUAAGUACUUCCUCACGAAGCACAAGCUGGAAAAAAGAGCUCCUUAUUGAAAGACGUGAGCAGAGCGAGCCUAAGGUUCAGAUGACAUUUGUAUAAACUCUGAGGGAUUCGCUCGUGUUGUGAAACAUGCAAGAUUUCUUGUGGAUUCACAAUUGAAUUUCACUUUUCUGUCGUUGGGGGCGAGGGGAAUUAAGUGGUCAUUGGAGAAAUUUGGCACCCUGUUUGCUAGAAUCUGAAGACUUUUUUAAAUAUAUUUAUAGCUUUGGAGAAGUGAAAUUACUAACUGAUAUUUUUUUCCCUCUGGAUAAGCUCUAAGAUGUAGUGUUACCACUUCACCAGAAAACUUAGACUGCAUGGGGGGUGGGGGAGGGGAAAUGGUAUUGAGAUAUUCUACAGCAAAGAAAUUUAAAUAUCCUGUCACUGAACAAACUUUUAUAUAUGACAUAAUAUAAAAUAGAUGGAUAAUGUUUAUCCUUUAUUUUUCUAUGUAGGAAUUUUGUUUUAAUACUAUUACAGCUGGAAGUUGAGCUGUUUUUAAAAAAAAAAAAAAAAGGCUGAAUUCUUCCAUCAUGACAUGUAAGAACCAAAGCAUUUUUUUUUUUUAAUAGCCAGAAUGGCUUUAAUCUUAGCAUUUAACCCAAAACAGUGGCCAGGAUUUUCAUUUGUACGUAGGUAAGCUGCCUCCAGUUUUAUGGCAUCCACUUGACACCUUAAAAGGGCCCGACUUUUAGAAAGUGCUGAGCAUAUGCUCUCUGAAAAUGGUCUGUUUAAGGGGUCUCAAGUUGGGCAGUGAAAAUCACUGGUUGCUCUUGAAAAAUCUUAGUUUAAUUGUUAUUCCCAUAGCUGACUUAUGAUUGUACUUGAAAGAUGAGCAUUUUUGGCAAACCUAUUUUAAAGGUACAUUUUGUGGCGUUUUAAUAGAGAAUAGGUUUCAUUACUCUUAUUUAUUCAUAAUCUUAUUUUCCACUAACGCCUCGCUCCUGCUUACACAUGAGUAACUGUGCAGGACUUGUGCUCGCUUACAUGCAAAACGUUACUCUUGUGCAUAAAAGUGUGCAGGAGCAGAGUAUCAGUUUACAGUUCUGUAAGACAACUCCUCUUGAAUUGUAAGAGUUGCAUACUGACCACAAGGAAACUGUCAAUCACAGUGCAAAAUAAGCCCUUGGAAAGUGAAACCUUAAACAGGAGAACACCAGAAUCAAAACCUUUUUGUAAAGCAAAGCCAACAAACAGCAGCUGUUCGUUGUCUGAUUGGUAUGUAUAAAUGAAGUGUCCUAAAACCUUAAGUUGAGUGGAUUUUAGUCCUUUGGGGACUUUGUUUGCUGCUAUGAAAUCCUAUGCUUUAUUUCGUGCUUCUGUAGAAAAGAACUCCGUGCAUUAAAAAAAGCACAUCUGACCUUCAGUUUUUUUGCAAGCUAGGUUUGUGGAUGGCCCCGCUUAGCCUCUAUACCUCAUCUUCUUACAAUGUGAUGUUGAAUCCAAUGUUUACCAAGUAUAGAUCCUGCGCUUGAGGCUAAGAAAACCAUUGACUGCUCUCCCCAAAUUAAACCGACCACUGUUGCAAAUAUAGGGUCUGAAUUUUAAAUGUCUAAUAUUUGGUCCUAGUUAUCUAAUUUAGGUGCAGUAAUAUUGUAGAAGAUGAACAGUUUUUGCUGGUCUAAAGAGCAAAAGCUGAACUUGUUGCUGGACUACAGAUGCAGAAUUUAUUAACUAAUAGCCAGUUGGCUACCUAGUUGGGACUAGGUAACAUUACAAUCAACAAAAAACCUAGCAGGAUUUUUCUGGUUUUAGAAAUGUAACUGAAUAGUAACAACCCCUCCCCCCCCCGCCCCCUUUGAAGGGACAUCAGUGUGAAAAGGUUGAUUGUACCUGUAAACUGACCACCUACUAGUGAAACAACAAACAUUUAAACAUUCCUAAAACUGAUACUGCAGCAGACGGUAUUUCUGUAUUGGCUUGUUUUUUCCAUUUGACAACUUUGUACAAGAUCGUUUUUGCUGUUUCUCCUGUUAUUUUUUUUUUUUUUUUGGUAUGGGUUUUUCACAUAGCAAUGUAGAAGAACCCUUUUUAAAGGAAAAUUAUGAUCCAAAAGCUGGCUGAGGGCCUGGGAGAACAUAUAGGACCUGAAGCUACUUUUUCAAGUUGACUAGAUUUGAAGUUGGCAUUCCUCUAACCCCAAAUUAAGCCUUGAUUGUGCACCUUGUACCAAUGACUUACAUUUUUCUGCUCACCUGAAUGAGGUGAAAAAGCUUUACCAUGUCUAACAUUUGCAUUUAAUUUUUUAACAUGGAGUUUUUCAUUUAAAGUACAGCUUAGUCUGUAUCUAUCUAAUAAUGAAAAAUCAUCAUCAAAUUGGGGGAUUUCACUAAGGCCUGAGUGAGACCAACUGGCAGUCGGGUCCUUCGCUGUAUGGUGGCUUUCAUGUGAUCUUACUCUGGCAUUACACUAAGUUUGGCAAAUAUUGGUUGACCAAUAUUUAUUUGGGGAAGGUAAAUUACUACAGGAAAUACUUCUCUGGUGAAUGUACAUGCAACCUGUAUAAAUUUUUCUUUACAAAUAAUAAGGAAUUAUGAAACAUUCUUUUCAUGUCUAUUGCUAUCCCUUAUAUUCAAUUAACCUUUCCUUUUUUUUUUGACAAGCUUAGUUUUUAUUUAGCUUUUCAAAGUGCAGAUUUGUAACCUCAGCCUAUUGUAAGCAUCGUAUUGACACUAGAAAGCAUUCAUGCUUAUCUUUGUACCAUGAGCUUGGUGUGAAAGCAGAUGCAAGCUUGGCAGGGUUUUUAGCCUAAAGUUUUCAAAGGAUUUGGAAGCCUGUUUAGAUGACUUUGAAAAAAUCUCAUCCCUAACUUUUAAUGAAAAGUGAAUGGAGCUGGGGACAUGCUCAGUGUAUGGAAGAAUCUUGUUAAGAAUAUGCUGAAUACAAAUCAAGUAUUAUGGGUUGGACACAAAUCAGCCAAAAUACAGGUGAGGUAAACUUUCUGAAAGGUAGGCCUCAGUCUUCUGUGAAGGCUUUUAAGCUUGGUUAGAUCAGACUUCAAUGAGAAGACUUUUUGUCUGCAUUAAUUUUUGAUAGGUGACCGUUUAAUGGGCAAGCAACAUUCAAGAAGUAUUCCUCAGUUCUUAGCACUUGAAAGUAAUUGGUGAAUGUGUGUGGUAUUUAGAAACUAGUAAACGUUUAGAUUGCAGUAUUUCAAUGAUGGUAUAAUAACAAGUAAACUUUAUAGUCCAAGGACCUUCCUCUCCAUAUCAUCCAGCUGCAAAAAAAAAUAAUCCCUGUAGUGAGGUGAAUGUUGAUGGUGCUUGGGUAUCCAGAUUCAAAUGGAGGUGGAUACUUCACUUGUUCAGGCCCCUUUAAAAAUUCCAAGUAUCACCACCUUGUUCAACAGAAAAAGGGUGGAUUUGCACCUAUUCAGUCAUUUGGUAAAACUUUCACUACUGUUACUGCAGAGAGAGCAUACAGUGAUGUGAGAGUGAGCUGGGAUUUGCUCCUGGCUCAUGUAUUGCAACCUCUUGUGCUGAUGAAGCAAGCCAGAGCCCAGCUUCACAUUCACAGUCCUGGCGGAGGUUGUAGAGCUGGUAGCUAGAAAGAAAACCCUCUAAUAUUGCAGUGCAAAAUUCCUCUGGAAAAUCAUGUAGAGCUCCUGCUGUCUCAAAUGCCUUGUUUAGACCCUUCUUGGAGCAUAACUUUUUUUAUAAUUCAUUGUGACUCGGGUUUGAUGCUAAUUGAACGAAGUUUUUUGCCUUAGAAUAAGACCAGCUAGAAUAGCCUGUUUCCAGCAUGAACUUUCUUUAGCGUGUAGAAGUCAACCUCUUAACCUCUGUAGCAACCUGCAUGAAUUCUUGCAAACGUUUCCUUUUUAUUGACUUCUCAGCUUUACCACUUUUGAUGACUUCACCCUGGCCAACCUGCAGAUAGAGCCUGAUCCUAUGUCCUUGGAGGCCACUGGAAAGCUUCUAUUGUCCUCAGGGAUGCAAGAUCAGAUACGAAGGGCCAGAUUUGCAAAGGGCUCAGUGCCUAAAGUUGGUCCCAACUCUUUCAGAAGAGUUGAGUUUCUGUUUUGGUACCAAUAGAAGAAGCAAGGUUUUCUGUUUUUCUUUUCUUUUUCUUUUCUUCUCUUCUAGCUUGCACAGCAAGUGCUGAUCUCUGCUGAAAAUCAAGCUGUUCUAGUGGGAUCUCCCAUUUGCUGAGUGCUUACAAGAAUCUGGCCACUUACUUAGAAACUUACAUAGGACUUAAGUUAUUUGGAAAAUGUGGGUAGUGAGCAUUUGAAAACCUAGCCCCUUAACCCUGGGCAAUAUUCUGCAUUAUGUAAUCAAACCUGGACCAAUAACUUUAACUUGGAAUGGAGACCUCUUGGAACCUUGUCCAGUUUGUCUUCUUGCAGGACUUCAUUAAAAUUUAACUCUUGUUUAUCAACUCCAAUAUUUACCUGCUGAAUCUCAAAUUUAAAGGAUCCCCACCAAAGCCAUGUUAGGCUGCAUCUCAUGUAGGUUGCAAUAAACGCACAUUCAACAUGGAAGCCAGUAACAUUCUGUUGACAUUUUAAAACACACUUUGUAUGUGAAACAGAUGUAUUGCUGCUUUGUGGCUGCAACAAACGCACAUGUUUUUUAAGGGAAAGGAUGAGUGUUAAGAUUUUUUUUAAGUUGAUGUUUUAAAAUUGCAGUUCUUGCUUUUUUAAUUUGACAUUGUACAUUUUUUGAAGAGAACACAUACAUAUUUAAUGCAGAAAGUUUGGCUUCUGAAAUGCUGCUACAGUUAUAACACUGGAGCUCGAGGAAAUAAAGUGUUUGAUCUUUGUCCUUCA